Pichia kudriavzevii is the source of this 333-nucleotide messenger RNA. RefSeq lists its product as uncharacterized. The record is from RefSeq and is a predicted model, not a curated record. The transcript has a single exon. NCBI's taxonomy places the organism in Eukaryota, Fungi, Ascomycota, Pichiomycetes, Pichiales, Pichiaceae. The coding region runs from base 1 to 333 and encodes 110 amino acids.
AUGGUUUUCUUCUUCAAUAAAGGGUGUAAACACAUGAGGUUAUUUACGAUACUGGCAUUAUUGGGAACCACUGAGGCAUUUUUUGAACAGUUUUUCCAAGGAGGCGAAGGAUUUGGGCGCCAAAGACAGCAACCACAACAACGAGAGAGUAGUCAUGAGGAAAGGUUCCUUAAUAAGGAAUGUAAGGGGUAUUUGUGUCCUGAUACCCAGGCAUGCGUGAAGAAGCCCAUGGAUUGCCCAUGUCCAUUUCCCAACAGUCAAAAGAAAUGCAUUGUUGGGAACUCUUACUUGUGUAUAAGUAAAGGUAGUAGAGAUUGUUCAGAAUUAAUAUAG